Polychytrium aggregatum is the source of this 813-nucleotide messenger RNA. RefSeq names its product S-adenosyl-L-methionine-dependent methyltransferase. NCBI's taxonomy places the organism in Eukaryota, Fungi, Chytridiomycota, Chytridiomycetes, Polychytriales. The record is from RefSeq and is a predicted model, not a curated record. The transcript has 3 exons. Bases 1 to 813 code for a protein of 270 amino acids.
AUGUCUGCCCAACAGUCCGACUUUUGGUCUCCCAGCCACUACUCGACCCACGCCGCCUUUGUCCCCGUCUUGACCAGCAACAUCGUCACUCUCCUGGACCCCAAGCAGGACGAGCGCAUCUUUGACCUUGGCUGCGGCGACGGCGUCCUGACCCAGGAGCUCGUCACCCGCUUUGGCGCUCGGGUCGUCGGCACCGACUCGAGUCCGGCCAUGAUCGAGGCUGCCAGGGCCAAGGCUGCAGCCGCCGGCAUCGACGAGAGCCGCCUCCGAUACGAUGUUGUUGACGGCCAGAGGCUCGAGGAGGACAUCGGCGACAGCUACAAGGGCCCUUAUGAUGCUGUCUUCAGCAACGCAGUCAUUCAACGAAUGAAGAAAGAUCCUGAGGCUGUCGUUCGCGGCGUCCGUCAGCUUCUCAGACCUGGCGGCCGCUUCGUCGCCGAGUUUGGUGGACAUCUUUGCGUUGCCUCUGUUCGCUCGGCCCUGAUUGCGGCAGUCGGUCGCCGAGGCAAGGACGGCGUCGAACUCUCGCCCUGGUUCUUCCCAACCGCCGACGAGUACAAGACCAUUCUCGAGCGCAACGGCUUUGAGGUCGAAUCCAUCGGGCUGUUCCCACGCCGACUGCCUCUCCCCGCCGAUGUCGGUGGCUGGGUCGAUACCUUUGGUGCGCCUCUCCUGAAGCAUUUUUCCGAGGCCGAGGCGGCGCAGAUCCGACACGAGGUCGUCGAGCAGCUCAGACCGGUUCUCUGUGACAAGAACGGCAAGUGGGUUGCGGACUGCGUCCGCCUCCGAGUCAGGGCCAUCCGCAAGCCUUGA